UCCUACGAUUAAUCGGUAAAACUCCGUACAUAAUGGAUUGGGUAGAGCCGUAGCUAGAGGUUGCAGCGCGGGAUAAUGGAGUGAGGAUUAAGAUAGAGAGAAGAGGAAGAAGAAGAAAGAAAAAGAAGGAAAAAUGGAUAGCAGCGGAGUAGUAAAGCUGAAUUUGAAAGCCCUAAACCAUAUCCAUAUCCUCUGCAAAUCCAGCUUCAACCACUCUUCCAUCCAUUUCCGAUUUCAACCUCCUUCAUACUCCUUCCUAUCUCGUCAUCGCCACAACAACCACCUUCUCCUCUCUCCUUCGCCUCUCUCGUUUUCCAAACCUGCUUCUAGAUUCUCUCCGCUCUCUUCCCUUGCUGAAAAGGUUACUGGAAGUGGUUUGCCUUAUGGAGCUGCUCAGGCAACAGAAUCAAUUCCUUCCAAUAAUAUGCUUCAAGUUGUUUUGGUCUCUCCUCAGAUUCCUGGUAAUACCGGGUGCAUCGCCAGAACUUGUGCUGCAUCAGGUGUUAAACUACACCUUGUCGAGCCAUUGGGAUUUAAAAUAGAUGAUGCCAAAGUCAAGCGUGCUGGACUGGAUUAUUGGCCUUAUGUAGUUGUCAAAGUGCAUCCUUCCUGGGCUGAGUUUCGAAACUAUUUCUCACUUCAAAAUGGAGAGAAACGGUUACUGGCUUUCACUAAGAGGGGGACUGCAAUACAUUCAGACUUCACAUAUAGACCAGGUGAUUGGCUUGUGUUUGGAUCAGAAACUAGUGGGCUACCCCCUGAUGCGCUCGAUGACUGCAGAAGUGAAGCAUAUGGAGGUGCAACCAUUAAAAUUCCUAUGUUGGAUACCUAUGUCAGAUGUUUAAAUCUUUCUGUCAGUGUAGGCAUUGCUGUUUAUGAAGCUGCGAGACAGCUUAACUAUGAGCAAUUCCAAUGCUCUUCUGAUGCCUGUAUCAACAGUGAAAAUCCUUUUAUCACAGAAGAUAUUUUUGCUUAGCCACUGUCAUACUUGAAUCGGUUUGAA
Chenopodium quinoa (quinoa) is the source of this 1003-nucleotide messenger RNA. Its product is annotated as putative tRNA (cytidine(34)-2'-O)-methyltransferase. The coding region runs from base 134 to 976 and encodes 280 amino acids. Gene Ontology annotation, molecular function: RNA binding; RNA methyltransferase activity. Gene Ontology annotation, biological process: wobble position cytosine ribose methylation; wobble position uridine ribose methylation. Lineage: Eukaryota; Viridiplantae; Streptophyta; Magnoliopsida; Caryophyllales; Amaranthaceae. The record is from RefSeq and is a predicted model, not a curated record. The transcript is spliced from 7 exons.